Messenger RNA from Erinaceus europaeus (western European hedgehog), 8417 nucleotides. It is a transcript of the gene CAMTA1, whose product is annotated as calmodulin binding transcription activator 1. Gene Ontology annotation, molecular function: transcription coregulator activity; protein binding; double-stranded DNA binding. NCBI's taxonomy places the organism in Eukaryota, Metazoa, Chordata, Mammalia, Eulipotyphla, Erinaceidae. Gene Ontology annotation, biological process: regulation of transcription by RNA polymerase II. The coding region runs from base 95 to 5221 and encodes 1708 amino acids. The record is from RefSeq and is a predicted model, not a curated record. Gene Ontology annotation, cellular component: nucleus. The transcript is spliced from 24 exons.
GCCGGAUGGAUAGGACGCUCCUCCCGGAGAGUAGUGAGACCUCUGGUGCGGGGCGAUUGGUGGCCGGAGAGAUGAGUGGCAGCUAUGCAGCCCAAUGGGCGCAGUGCGUGGGCCGCGGGGCGGUGCCUGGGCGGGUGCGCGGCGGCGGCGGGGUGGCUGGGCCGGCGGCGGCGGCGGUACGAGGCGCGCGCUCGGGGUCCCGGUCGCGAGGAGGAGGAGGAUGUGGCGCGCGGAGGGGAAAUGGCUGCCGAAAACAAGCCGGAAGAGCGUUUCCCAAAGUGUAUUCUGCGGAACUAGCACCUACUGUGUUCUCAACACCGUGCCACCUAUAGAAGAUGAUCAUGGGAACAGCAAUAGUAGUCAUGUAAAAAUCUUUUUACCGAAAAAGCUGCUUGAAUGUCUACCGAAAUGUUCAAGUUUACCUAAAGAGAGGCAUCGAUGGAACACUAAUGAGGAAAUUGCAGCUUAUUUAAUAACAUUUGAGAAACACGAAGAAUGGCUCACCACAUCCCCUAAGACAAGACCACAGAAUGGCUCAAUGAUCCUCUACAACAGGAAGAAAGUGAAAUACAGGAAAGAUGGAUAUUGCUGGAAAAAGAGGAAAGAUGGGAAAACUACCCGAGAGGACCACAUGAAGCUGAAGGUCCAGGGAGUGGAGUGCUUGUACGGCUGCUAUGUCCAUUCCUCCAUCAUCCCCACCUUCCACCGGAGGUGCUACUGGCUCCUUCAGAAUCCUGACAUCGUCCUGGUGCACUACCUGAAUGUCCCAGCCAUUGAGGACUGCGGCAAGCCAUGCGGCCCCAUCCUCUGCUCCAUCAACACUGACAAGAAGGAGUGGGCAAAAUGGACAAAGGAGGAGCUCAUUGGGCAGCUGAAACCCAUGUUCCAUGGCAUCAAAUGGACCUGCAGCAAUGGGAACAGCAGCUCAGGCUUCUCAGUGGAACAACUGGUGCAGCAAAUACUCGACAGCCACCAGACCAAGCCACAGCCUCGGACCCACAACUGCCUCUGCACCGGCAGCCUGGGAGCAGGCAGCAGUGUGCACCACAAAUGCAACAGUGCCAAACACCGGAUCAUCUCCCCGAAGGUGGAGCCAAGGACAGGGGGAUAUGGGGGCCACUCGGAGGUGCAGCACAAUGACGUGUCUGAGGGCAAGCAUGAGCCGAGCCACAGCAAGGGCUCAGGCCGUGAGAAGCGCAAUGGCAAGGUGUCCAAGCCCGUGCUGCUGCACCAGAACAGCACCGAGGUGUCCUCCACCAACCAGGUGGAGGUGCCCGACACCACCCAGAGCUCCCCGGUGUCCAUCAGCAGCGGGCUCAACAGUGACCCUGACAUGGUGGACAGCCCCGUGGUCUCGGGCGUGUCCAGCAUGGCAGUGGCUUCUGUAAUGGGGAGCUUGUCCCAGAGUGCCACGGUAUUUAUGUCAGAGGUCACCAAUGAGGCCGUGUACACCAUGUCCCCAACCUCUGGCCCAAACCACCACCUCCUCUCGCCUGAUGCCUCUCAGAGCCUCGUUCUGGCCGUGAGCUCGGAUGGCCACAAGUUUGCCUUUCCCAACCCGGGCAGCUCAGAUAACCUUUCCAUGCUGCCCACCAAUGUGUCCGAAGAGUUGGCCCUCUCCACUACCCUCGAUGGUGGCCGGAAGCUUCCAGAGACCACCAUGAACUUUGACCCUGACUGUUUCCUCAACAACCCAAAGCAGGGCCAGACAUACGGGGGCGGAGGCCUAAAAACUGAGAUAGUAAGCACCAACAUUCGGCACUCGCCUCCUGUGGAGAGGAGUUUCAGCUUCACCACCAUCCUCACCAAGGAGAUCAAAACUGAGGACACCUCAUUUGAGCAGCAGAUGGCCAAAGAAGCCUACUCCUCCUCUGCAGCUGCUGCUGCAGCAUCCAACUCCCUCACCCUGACUGCUGGUUCCAGCCUCCUACCUUCAGGGGGCGGCCUGAGCCCUAGCACCACCCUGGAGCAGAUGGAUUUCAGUGCAAUAGACUCCAACAAGGACUACGCAUCCAGCUUCAGCCAGACAGGCCACAGCCCCCAUGUGCACCAGACACCUUCCCCCAGCUUCUUUCUUCAGGAUGCCAAACCCCUCCCCAUCGAGCAGAGCACCCACAACAGCUUGAGUGACUCCGGGGGCACCUUUGUGAUGCCCACAGUUAAAACCGAGGCCUCAUCCCAGACUAGUUCCUGCAGUGGCCACGUGGAGACGCGCAUCGAGUCCACCUCUUCCCUGCACCUCAUGCAGUUCCAGGCCAACUUCCAGGCUAUGGGGGCAGAUGGGGAGGUCACCAUGGAGACCUCACAGGCAACUGAAGGCAAUGAGGGGCUCCUCAAGUCUGGGGAGCUACAGGCCUGUAGUUCAGAACACUACUUGCAGCCUGAGACCCCUGGGGUGAUUCGUAGUGCCAGUGGUGUCUCUAUCCUGCCAGGCAAUGUAGUACAGGGACUCUACCCCGUGGCCCAGCCUGGUCUGGGCAACGCCUCCAACAUGGAGCUCAGCCUGGACCACUUCGACAUCUCCUUCAGCAACCAAUUCUCAGACCUGAUCAAUGACUUCAUCUCCGUGGAGGGGGGCAGUAGCACCAUUUAUGGUCACCAGCUGGUGUCUGGGGACAGUGCAGCACUGUCCCAGUCAGAGGAUGGAGCCCGUACCUCCUUCGCCCAGGCAGAGAUGUGCCUCCCCUGCUGCAGCCCCCAUCAGGGCAGCCUGCAACUGAGCAGUGCUGAGGGCGGGGCCAGCACCAUGGCCUACAUGCACGUCGCCGAAGUGGUCUCGGCCGCCUCUGCCCAGGGCACACUGGGGAUGCUGCAACAGAGUGGACGGGUGUUCAUGGUGACCGACUAUUCCCCAGAGUGGUCUUACCCAGAGGGAGGGGUAAAGGUUCUCAUCACGGGCCCAUGGCAAGAAGCCAGCAAUAAUUACAGCUGCCUGUUUGACCAAAUUUCAGUGCCUGCAUCCUUGAUUCAGCCCGGAGUGCUGCGCUGCUAUUGCCCAGCCCAUGAUACUGGUCUUGUGACCCUACAAGUUGCCUUCAACAACCAGAUCAUCUCCAACUCAGUGGUGUUUGAGUACAAAGCUCGGGCCUUACCCACACUCCCUUCCUCCCAGCAUGACUGGCUAUCACUGGACGAUAACCAGUUCAGGAUGUCCAUCCUAGAGCGCCUGGAACAGAUGGAAAGGAGGAUGGCCGAGAUGACAGGGUCCCAGCAGCACAAACAGAGCAGUGGAGGCAGCAGCAGUGGAGGGAGCAAUGGAAGUGGGAAUGGGGGAAGUCAAGCUCAGUGCGCUUCUGCCCCAGGGACAUUGGGAAGCUGCUUUGAGAGCCGAGUGGUUGUUGUAUGUGAGAAGAUGAUGAGCCGAGCUUGCUGGGCAAAGUCCAAGCAUUUGAUCCAUUCAAAAACUUUCCGAGGCAUGACCCUCCUGCACCUGGCUGCUGCCCAGGGUUAUGCCACCCUGAUCCAGACCCUCAUCAAGUGGCGCACAAAACACGCAGAUAGCAUUGAUUUGGAACUGGAAGUUGACCCCUUGAAUGUGGACCACUUCUCUUGUACUCCUCUGAUGUGGGCCUGUGCUCUCGGGCACUUAGAAGCAGCUGUUGUCCUGUACAAGUGGGACCGUCGGGCCAUAUCUAUUCCUGACUCUCUCGGAAGACUGCCUUUGGGGAUUGCCAGGUCAAGGGGCCACGUAAAAUUAGCAGAGUGUCUGGAGCAUCUGCAGCGAGAUGAGCAGGCACAGCUGGGACAGAACCCCAGACUACACUGUCCUCCAAGUGAAGAGCCUAAUACAGAUAGCUGGAUGACACAGUGGCACAGUGAAGCCAUCAGCUCUCCAGAAAUACCCAAAGGGGUCACUGUUAUUGCAAGUACCAAUCCAGAGCUGAGAAGACCUCAUUCUGAACCCUCUAAUUACUACAGCAGUGAGAGCCACAAAGAUUAUCCAGCUCCCAAAAAGCAUAAAUUGAACCCUGAGUACUUCCAGGCAAGGCAGGAGAAGCUGCUUUCCACUGCACUGAGCUUGGGACAGCCAAAUAUCAGGAAGCUGAGCCCUAGUUCUAAGCAGUCUGUCCCCGAGACAAUCAGCCCCAGUGAAGGAGUGAGGGACUACAGCCGGGAACUCUCCCCUCCCACUCCAGAGACUGCAGGAUUCCAAGCCUCUGGAUCUCAGCCUGUAGUAAAGUGGAAUUCCAAAGAUCUUUACAUUGGUGUGUCUACAGUACAGGUGACUGGAAAUCCGAAGGGGACCAUUGUAGGAAAGGAGGCAGCACCUGCACAGGUGCGUGCACGAGAACCAAUGAGUGUCCUGAUGAUGGCUAACAGAGAGGUGGUGAAUACAGAGAUGGGGUCCUACCGCGAUAGUGCAGAGAGUGAGGAGUGCUCGCAGCCCAUGGAUGACAUUCAGGUGAACAUGAUGACCUUGGCAGAACACAUCAUCGAGGCCACACCUGACCGGAUCAAGCAAGAGAAUUUUGUGCCCAUGGAGUCCUCAGGACUGGAAAGGACUGAUACUGCCACCAUCAGCAGCACCAUGAGUUGGCUGGCCAGUUACCUUGCAGAUGUUGACCACUUGCCCAGUGCUGCCCAUAUCAGCUUGAGCCCUGUAGCCUCUCCGGUCAGUGAAAUCGUGUUCGAGAAACCCAGCCUUCCCUCAGCAGCAGAUUGGUCAGAAUUCCUGGGUGCUUCUACCAGUGAGAAGGUAGAGAAUGAAUUUGCUCAGCUAACUCUGUCGGAUCAUGAACAGAGAGAACUCUAUGAAGCUGCCAGGCUUGUCCAGACAGCUUUCCGGAAAUAUAAGGGCCGACCCUUGCGGGAACAGCAAGAAGUGGCUGCUGCUGUCAUUCAACGUUGUUAUAGAAAAUAUAAACAGCUGACAUGGAUAGCCUUGAAGUAUGCACUUUAUAAAAAGAUGACACAGGCAGCCAUCCUUAUCCAAAGCAAAUUCCGGAGUUAUUAUGAACAAAAAAAGUUUCAGCAGAGCCGGCGUGCUGCUGUGCUGAUCCAAAAGUUUUACCGGAGCUAUAAAAAAUGUGGCAAAAGACGGCAGGCUCGCCGAACAGCUGUCAUUGUACAACAGAAGCUCAGGAGCAGUUUGUUAACCAAAAAGCAGGACCAAGCUGCUCGAAAAAUAAUGAGGUUCCUACGCCGCUGUCGCCACAGCCCCCUGGUGGACCAUAGGCUGUACAAAAGGAGUGAAAGAAUUGAAAAAGGCCAAGGAACUUGAAGACAUACAGCAGCAUCCCUUAGCAAUGUGAUAUUGCUUUUCAGACUGUUUUCAUUUCCGUUUUUAGCAAAGACAUGCAACAACACAUACAUGCACACACACACACACGUACACAUGCACACACACACAUAAUCCCUCUGCAGUUUGGGGGAGAUCAGCUGCAGAAUUUUAAUGGAAUGUUUGGUCAUUGCAUUUGCACUUUCAUGGACAACUUUUAUUUAAUCAGCAAGACAUCUUGGAACUCAAUCUUCAGUUGGAUCAUGGGAAAACAAGACACCACAAGGAAUUGAAAGAGUCUUCCUUUUUGGAGGAAGAAGCCGUUUUCCUUCUCAUAUAGGGCUGUAUUCAAACAUCAUGUGGAACUGUACAAAUAUUUAUACCAAAAAUAUAGAUAAGAAAAGAUGGGGAUGCAUUAGCAACAAGAGAGAAUGCUGUUCCUGUACCUGUCAGUUAUUUCCAAGAAGCUGAAUCUUUGGGAGUGAUUCUCAGUGGAGGGCUUAGAUCAUACAAAUCUUUACUGGGUCCGUGUGUUCAUUUCCUUCACUGUUAUUUUAUUUUGUUUAUUUGUGCAUUUUUGUUUUAAUCUCUACAGCACACUUAAUGCAACUUUUAAAAUCUGCAGGUUUUUAAUGUCUUGUGGAAAUUUGCAGAGGGGUGGGUGUGUGGUAAACGGGUAAUGCAUGGGAAAUAAUGAGAAACAACUUACAGAGUUUAAAUUUAUUUUCUUGUUCCCACCACCCCCCAAGAACCUGCGAGUAUAGAGAUCAUCUUACCCCUUUUUACAUGUUCAGCACUUUAAUUUUUUGCCCUACCUUCAUGUACAAUGAAAAUUACUUAGAAAAUUGGUAAAGCAUGUAGCUUUUUUUCAGUAACCUUGGAAACUAUAGUUAUUCUAAGGAAUCAUAAACCUUGCCUGGACAUUUGCCACCUAAAAUAUCAGUGUGGUGCUGCGUUCUGGCCAGUAAAUUCCAUAUUUUUUGGCUAUAUCUCAUCCAAACUGAGCAGUUUCUGUGUAUAUAUAGAAGGUAAAAUGGAAAGUGAGAAAAUAUUUGAAAGGGAUUAUAUUAAUUGCUAAAUAUUUUAUUCACAAAGGUCAAUAACAUGGCAAGAUAAAAUUAUUUGUAUAGUUUUGUCUGAAUGAGCAAGAAAAAUGUGGAUGUAUUGUUUGUAUAUAUUGUAUAUAUUAAAACAGAGAUAUGUGCAUGAAUCAAGAAAAAGAAAUGAACAAAAGCAAAGCAUUAGUGGCUAUGGUCUGUAAAAUGAAACAAAAAACUUUAUUUCACUAUAAGAGUACUUUAUUUUAAAUGUUCUUUAGAAGAACAUUUUGCUAAAGCAUGAUUAAACUGCAAAAAAAAAGAGCUACUGUAUUUAGACUUAGGAAAAAAGGCAGAGUAACAUUACUUUUUAAAAAAAGGAUAUGUUUACAUUUAAUUUUGGCUACCAGGAGUUUAUUUUAUUUAUUUAAAAUUUUUUUGCCAAUGGUGCCAAGUAAUGUGAAUGCUAAUAUUGCUUUAAGAAAAUUAAGUUACUUUUGCUAAACAGAUAAUCAUAAGAUGAAUCAGUAUAUAGCUGAACACCACCCACUCACUCCAACAAAGAACACUUAGAAUGAUCAAGUCUUGACAAAAGUAGUAGUGUGAAAAGUAGGAAAUGUUCACGUUUUCAUAUCUCCUGCUGGAAAUCAGAAAAUGUACAAAUCAGAAAAUUGCACAAAAUAACUAAAAUUGAAAACAUGCAAACUGAUGUUGUAGGGAUGUUAUGUUAUUACUGUUUCCACAUAAUGGGGAGCCAAAGAAAUCUGAUGCUUUUUACAAAUUAAACUACUAAUGUCCAAUUGAGAGAACAAAGUUUGCAUUGACUGAUGCCAGUUUAAAAUUCCCUGGUUACUUUUCAGGAUCAGUUGGUGUAUGAAGCUGACAGAAUAGGUUUUUCUUAAUCUGGCUGCCAACUGUAUGUAAAACUUAAGGCUUGUUGUGAAGCCUCAAAAUAUUCACAAAUAAGCCUCUAAACUGGUGUCUUUAGAUGGAAGGUAAAUACAAAAAUGAGUAAAAACUGGGGUCAGUGCUCUUGGUGCCUUUUCUAUAAUUGUACUUGUUUUUUAAUUACUUCCUUUCACUGCCAACCUCAAAUUACUGUACAGUAUAUGUCUUACUGCUUGUGAUCAGCUUUGACAACAGUGACAGCCCCACAACCAGUAGCCACCUGUACAUUUGUAAACUGACCUGAUUCAAUUUUAUUUUUAAAUGUGUGGGUUAUGUUGCAGUUGUUGAAGUCCCUCAAAUCCCUGUUAUUUUCCACAAUUUGAUGUAUUGGAGGACAACAAGUAAUUUACAAACACAAAAUUACAUCAACAAAUGGGAAUAGAAGGUGAAAGCCAGCUUUUUCAGAAUAUCCUCUAUCAAUACUGACUUUAGAUAUGUAAUUUCUAUUGAUUAUGGUACAAAUAACUGAUCUUUUGGCCAGAGUGAUGACCUCAGUGGAUUUGCUUUAACCCUCACAUUGUUUUUUGUUGUUGUUUUUUAAUGUUUCACAUGCUAUAUUAUUAGCUGAGUGUUAGAAAAUUCUGGAAGAAAAAACUUAUGUAGGAUUAUGAGGGCUCUUCUGGAGAAGAUAGGAAGUAGGUUCAAAAACCUACCAGUACAACUGUGAAUCCUAGGUGAGGUCCAAAUGCACUUCCACUGAAACAAAGCAUUUCUGCUUUUUCUUGGUUGUGAAUCUUAAUUUUGAAUAUAAGAUGAUAGCUAAAUGCAGCUUUCUUGGAUAAUCUGAAUUCCCAAGUGCCAGGAGUAGGAUUUCAUUGUAAAAUUAAUAGCUAAUCUUAUUCUGUCUCCUGAAGAUUUAAUCGCUAUUCUUGUUACCCAUUUGAAAUCAGCUGUACUGUGUGAAAGAAAUAAAGACAAUAACUCGAACCACUCUCAGGCUGCACGGUCGCUUAUGGCAGUUCCACACAGUAGUUGGCGCCCAAUGGGGGGGUCCCUAAGACUUGCAUGUAAAAUUAGUCUAGAUGUCUUCUUUUUUGUAAGUUUUAUUUUUGUAAUUGUGCAUGUAAAGCAUCAUUGAAUCAAUGGAUCUGUUGAAGAACUCAGCUGCUGGAAACCAUGCAAAAUGUUUUGAAUUGCCCUUAAAAUAUGGAAAAUGUUUUCUGAAUGCUUUAUAUUCUUUCUGCUGUAAAUUAAAAAUGAAGAAAAUUUCCCCA